Pocillopora damicornis (cauliflower coral) is the source of this 3221-nucleotide messenger RNA. RefSeq lists its product as uncharacterized. NCBI's taxonomy places the organism in Eukaryota, Metazoa, Cnidaria, Anthozoa, Scleractinia, Pocilloporidae. Gene Ontology annotation, cellular component: microtubule plus-end; nucleus; cell cortex. Gene Ontology annotation, biological process: cytoplasmic microtubule organization. The record is from RefSeq and is a predicted model, not a curated record. Gene Ontology annotation, molecular function: microtubule plus-end binding.
GAACUAUUUAUAUAUAUUGGUUGAAAUUUCGCUAUUUUUGGCCAUGUAAGACCGAAAAUCUCACUAUUUCUGACUCAGAAGAAUACAGAAUAGAAAGCAUAUUAAUCCCGCUUCAAAAUGAGCCAGAUUCCGUCAGGACUGUCGCGUCUUAAAACCCCAAGUAGAAUUGUUAAACCGGUUCAAGGUGGCGGUGUAGGUGCCGGAUCUCAACCUUCAGCUCCUUCAGUAAAACCACGUGGAUCUGUUUCUAAUUCUUCUCAGGCAGGAUCGUCUACAGUACAACCAAGAACUAGUCCUACGGGGGCUAAACUUGGCCAGACUUCAAGUGGAGUAACUCGACGAGGAAUGCCAACCAGCGACAAUGGCAAAUUGAGCGCAAGCCGUGAGCGCUUGGUGAGUCCACGGGGAUCUCUAACUGGAGCAGAAGUUGCUCAACCGAGACUUCCUUCAAGAGAGAAUUCUCAAACAAGACUGCAGUACAGAAGAGAGAGUUCUAGUUCUAGUUUACGCGGAGUUUCAUCUAGAGCUAAUGGUGCUCCCGCUAUAAGAAGACGUGGCGAAAUUUCUCGAGCGCCUUCGGAAAGUCAAAGUCAAACUGUGCCUGUUGACCCGUCGAAUUCAAAUCUACUCAGCUUGUUCAAACUAGGAGAUCGGGUGUUAGUAGGAAACUCGAAUCCUGGCUCUAUAGCUUUUAUUGGACAGACAAAAUUUGCCAAGGGUGAUUGGGCUGGAGUAGUUCUUGACGAGUGCGUCGGCAAAAAUAAUGGAAGUGUUCAAGGGGUGCGUUAUUUUGAAUGCGAUGCGGGUCAUGGGAUAUUUACAAAGCUUGAGAAACUCACUAAAAUUAACCAAAUCGAUGGUAGGAGAACUUCAUCGAGUGAUGUUAAAGUUGAGAAAAAGAAAGCUAACUUAGAAAUUGGCGACCGUGUCGUUGUAAGCGGUUCGAAACAUGGUGUAGUUCGGUAUCUUGGAGAAACUGGAUUUGCUAAGGGAGAAUGGGCUGGUAUUGAACUAGACGAGCCACUGGGGAAAAACGAUGGUGCUGUCGCUGGAACAAGAUAUUUCCAGUGUGAGCCUAACUUUGGACUGUUUGCUCCACUACAUAAAGUUGCUAUUUCAAGUUUACCUCUACCACCAAGACUUCAACCGCAGCCACCUCAAGGAAAUGAUGUACAGAACUCCUUGGGUGCACUUGGAAGUAACAGUUCUAUUAAUUCAGUUUCUUCAACCCUCAGUGAAUCCUCCUCUACCCCUAAGCCAUCUACAUUAAGUACCUCACAGAUUAUUUCGAGCCCUGAACCAGAGGUGUCUGAAGUUAAAUCAUCACCACCCCCAUCAGGGCUCACCCAGUCUCCUGCAUCAUCUGGUGUGGUGACAUCACAAUUGGUGGCUUUGCAGACAUCUACCGUAAUGAGAGAUAUUUCAGGUUAUAUUGUUAAAAAAAAGGAGGAAGCACUGGAGGACAGAGAGAAGCAAAUCCAGUCCCUACUGGCAGAUAGAGAGUUUGAACGAGCAGAAGUUGCCAAUGCUACAAGUCAAGUUACUAAGGAGAUUACUCUUGGAGAUGAACUUAAGAUUGAGCAGAAAGAAAUUGAAACACUUGAGAUUGAACUAAAAGAAAAGGUUGCCUCACUUUCCAGACUAAAGGAAGAGCUCGAAACAACACAGACUGAAAAAAGCACAGCAUUAUCAAAAAUUACAGAAUUAGAGAGUGCUUUGUCUGAAUCAAAUACUUUAGCUUCAAAUUUGCGGACAUCAGUCAGUGAUUCUGAUAGCAAGAUCAGAGAACUGGAGGCAACACUGUUUGCAAAGCAAGAGGAGCAUUCCGGUGAUGCCAGCAUAAGAGAACAGCAGCUCAGAGAGAAUUCUGAAAGGAUCAGUGCUUUGGCAAAGGAUAUAGAGGAACAUGCUAAGAUCAAGACAGGUCUUGAUAGUGAGAUUAAAAUCCUGAAAUCAGAACUUGUGAGGUCAAAGGAAGAGAAUGAAACUUUGCAAAAAGAGAUCAACGAUCUUACAGAAAAGCUCCACCACAAGGAAGAUGAAUUUUCUUCCCUAUGCAGUGAGCUUCAAGUGAUCAAGGACACAACACUUGAACUUCAAAAACAGCUUCAUUUAAGUGAAGUCAGAUCAGAGAAUCUUGCUGCAGACAAAGCUAAAUUGGAGUCCCAAAUUGCUGAAUUGGCAAAGAAUUCCGGUGAUAGUUCACAAAAGCUGGUUUACCUCAAUGAACAACUCAGAGAAAAGGACAGGACUUUGGAUAAAUUGAAAUCUUCCUCAGCUGAAGCUCAAGUCCAGAUUGGCAGGCUGACAGAAGAUCUUGCACAGGCAAAGGAGCAACAUGAUAAAAAUGUGCUGGAGAUAAAGAAAUCCCACCAAGAUCAGACCUUAGCUACAGAUAAAAUGGUACAAAACCUGAAAUCUGAGCUUGAGCAAAACUUAAAAAAUACCGAAGACAUGCAAAGUGCACAUCAAGCCAAAUUGCAGGAUCUUAUGCAAGCCAAGGAUACUGAGUAUUCAGCUGUGGAGGAGCAAAUGAAACAAAAAAUUAAAGAGAUAACCUCGCUUACUCAAGAGCUGAACAAGUUGAAAACUUUACAGCAGGAGACUUUAAAGGAGAACACAGAAUUGUCUGGAGUAAAGGUUGACUUCUUGAAUUCCGUGAUUGUGGAUUUGCAGAGGAAAAAUGAAGAAGCGGAAAAGAAAAUUGAGCUGUUUAUGAUGGGAAAGGUUCCAGACACAAAUGGCACCCUUAAUUUAUCUGACGAUGAUGAGCCAGUGAGACCGGGAAUAAGACAGCGCUUGUUCUGCGAUAUUUGUGACGUUUUCGAUCAGCAUGAUACGGAUGACUGCCCUCUGCAGUCUUCAGAUGCACCGGACAACCUGGGAACCCAGCACCAUGGAAACAGAAAUGAGGAAAGACCUUACUGUGACAUAUGUGAAGUUUUUGGACACUGGACUCGAGAUUGCGACGAUGAAGAGACGUUCUGAAAGUCAUGUCGUGGAGGUUUACAUGCAAGCUAUGAAAGACAGCAAGAUGUUGCUCUCGCUCCUCGCCUUAUCUUUCUGGUGUAUGAUGUAAAAAGUAACUAACAACAAGCAACACAUAACUUUUUUAUUGGGUACUAGAAGCAAGCUUUUUUACCUUCUCGUUCCUCGGAGGGGUGGGACAGAGAGGAGAAAUUUCAUAUCCCGACUUUUCGUGAGUCGUUUUCAUGACGCGG